CCCCCAUCAUGGCAUCACACAGCGCCUCACUCCCAACAGCCCAAUCCUCCCCUCUCUCAUUCCUCGACAUACCCCUCUCUCUCCCUUUCUCACUCUCAGCCGUAACUACCCCAAACAUAUGGGCAUCCAUCGCGCUCAUCGUCCUCUCCCUCCUCGUACUCGAACAGACCGUAUGGCGGACAAAACGCAAGUUCCUCCCAGGAGAUACAUGGACCAUACCCGUCAUCGGCCAGUUUGUCAACUCCCUCUAUCCUUCCCUCGAGAAUUAUCAGAAACAGUGGGCGUUGGGUCCGUUGAGCGCAACGAGCGUGUUUAACAUAUUCAUCGUCAUUGCCUCUGCGAACGAAUUAACGAGGAAGAUAUUCAACUCCGGCGCAUAUGCAGAGCCUAUGCUCGUCGCUGCUGCCAGGCCCAUCCUGAUGGAAGACAACUGGGUAUUCCUCAACGGCAAAGUGCACAUCGAGUACCGCCGCAUGCUCAACCAGUUCUUCACGCGCAAGUCCCUCAGCCUCUACCUCGGUUUGCAGGACACGAUCGCCCGUGAGCACUUUGCGUUCUGGCUCAAGGACUCGAGCAAAGAGGCGCAGAGCGUCAUGACCCCCAUGCGGUACUUCAACAUGGCUACUUCCCUCCGCGUCUUCUGCGGAAGGUACAUCGACCCGGAGCAAGCGAAGCUCAUCUCGGACAAAUACUGGCUCAUCACCAAGGCCCUCGAACUCGUAAACUUCCCACUCCAUCUCCCAGGUACAAAGGUGUACAACGCCAUCCAAGCCCGCAAGGUAGCGAUGGUGUUCCUUCUCAAAGCUGCGAGGGAGAGCAAGGUGCAUAUGCGCGCUGGUGGAGAGCCCGGGUGCUUCAUGGACGCCUGGUGUCAGGAGAUGUUCGCAACAGGAAAAGAGUUUAGCGAGAAGGAGAUGGCACAGGUCGUACUCGCUUUCCUGUUCGCGUCGCAGGAUGCCAUGUCCUCCGGCUUGAUCUACGCUUUCCAGCACCUGGCUGAUCAUCCUGCUGUGCUCGCCAAAGUGCGCGAAGAGCAAGAGCGCAUCCGGGGUGGGGACUUUGACAGACCGAUCACGCUCGAGGAACUCGACGCGUGCACCUACCUCCGCGCGACUGUCAAAGAGUCCCUCCGGCUCAAACCACCCGUCCUCAUGGUCCCAUACAAAGUCACACAGCCCUUCCCUAUCUCCCCCGACUACACAGUCCCAGCAGGAAGCAUGGUCGUCCCCUCCGUCUACCCCUCAUGCCACGACCCAUCCGUCUACCCUUCUCCCAGCUCUUUCCUCCCCGAACGCUGGCUAGACCCCAACGGAACAGCAGAACAGAACCCGAAGAACUACCUCAUCUUCGGCGCUGGCGCGCACAGGUGCAUCGGCUAUGAAUACGCGUUGAUGCAUAUCGCUAUGGUCAUCGGUACUGCGAGCGGGCUGAUGGAUUGGGAACAUAAGAAGACGGAGGACAGCGAGAAGGUCGAGAUUAUAGCGACUAUCUUCCCGAAGGAUGGGUGUUUGUUGAAGUUUACCCCGAGGAAGAGGAGCUGAGCGGCGUUGAUCCAUUUUUUUGGUCCUCCUGCCGGUCUCGAUUGACGUUUAAUCCCCACCUCUCGUUCGCCUAACGUUUCAGAAUCCGCUCGACUUUCGAGUUCUUGCAAGGACUUCCCCUGGUCCAUGGCUGCAUUCCUUCCCUACCCUUCCCCUCACUUCUUCACUUCGUAUUAUUCGUCCAUUUCGUCUGAACCCAACUAAUCUAGAAUUUGCCCAUUUGUCCAUUUGGCGCUCCUUGCUACCUUGCCUCCCGUUUUUGAUGUUUUUGCUUUUUGUCAUGUUUGUCCGGGAGUGGGGCGAUGACUGAGGAAUGAGAAUGGGAAUGUGAAC
Dacryopinax primogenitus is the source of this 1874-nucleotide messenger RNA. Its product is annotated as cytochrome P450 sterol C22-desaturase. Gene Ontology annotation, molecular function: heme binding; iron ion binding; monooxygenase activity. Lineage: Eukaryota; Fungi; Basidiomycota; Dacrymycetes; Dacrymycetales; Dacrymycetaceae. The record is from RefSeq and is a predicted model, not a curated record. Bases 9 to 1541 code for a protein of 510 amino acids. Gene Ontology annotation, biological process: sterol metabolic process. The transcript is spliced from 3 exons.